AGCCAUGCAUCAUUGUCGGUGACCGAAUGAUUAUCACUGGCCAGACCGGCAUGGAUCCGGUGACGUGCCAGACCGCUCCUGAUCUGGAGGCCCAAGUUGCCCAGACCUUUGAGAAUAUCAAGGCUCUGAUCGAGCGAACCUUGCAACAGGCCCAGCAUCCCGCCUACCAAGAGGGAAAGUCCGGCUAGGAGCUUGUCGUCAAGUUACACGCUUACUUUGUCGGCUUGUCGGCGGUGCGAGACGAAGCGCGAGCGAUCAUGGUGCGGCACAUUAAACAGGCGUGCCCUC
Messenger RNA from Aspergillus fijiensis CBS 313.89, 288 nucleotides. RefSeq lists its product as uncharacterized. The transcript is spliced from 2 exons. NCBI's taxonomy places the organism in Eukaryota, Fungi, Ascomycota, Eurotiomycetes, Eurotiales, Aspergillaceae. Bases 27 to 188 code for a protein of 53 amino acids. The record is from RefSeq and is a predicted model, not a curated record.